AUGGAAGAUUCAUCGAUUGAAUUAAAUGAAUUACCUGAUGAGAUUCUUAUAAUUAUUUUGAAAAAAUUGUUCAAUACCGAAGUACUCUAUUCUUUGAUAGAUGUUAAUAAACGACUCAAUUCAAUUGUACAUGAUCCAAUUUUUACAAGUCAUUUAAUAUUGAUGAGAUGUUUCUCGGAUGAUUCCAUCUAUCCAUUACCUGAUUCAAUACUUGAUCGAUUUUGUUCACAAAUCUUAUCCUCAAUUCAUCAUAAAAUCAAAUGGCUUAAUCUUGAAUCAUCAUCUAUGAAACGUAUUCUUCUUGCUACAAAUUAUCCGAAUUUAUAUGGACUUGGUUUAUAUAAUAUUGAGGCAGAAACAGCUUUAUCUCUCUUUAUUGGUAAGAUAUUUUCUUCAAUUC
Messenger RNA from Rotaria sordida, 400 nucleotides. The record is from the annotation of a GenBank genome assembly. Lineage: Eukaryota; Metazoa; Rotifera; Eurotatoria; Philodinida; Philodinidae.